Molecule: messenger RNA, 3800 nt
Organism: Ictalurus punctatus (channel catfish)
Lineage: Eukaryota; Metazoa; Chordata; Actinopteri; Siluriformes; Ictaluridae
Exons: 16
Coding region: 118-2391 (757 amino acids)
Biological process (GO): proteolysis; protein phosphorylation
Molecular function (GO): ATP binding; protein serine/threonine/tyrosine kinase activity; serine-type endopeptidase activity
Source: RefSeq, a predicted model, not a curated record
AGGUUGGGGACGUUACAGUUUAUGUGUGCAGCAUUGAGGACGUUUCUAACAUCGUAUGUAGAGACACAAGACAUCAAGAGACAGAAGACUGCCUGAAACCAGAGGAGACACAAGAUCAUGGACAUCUAUUUGAGGAAAAUUGUGUGUGUUCUAUGUGCUCUGCUCUUUAAUGCUAGAGGUUCACUCUCCCAGCUAGAUGUGUGUGGUCGGCCUCCACUGAACACCAAGAUUGUGGGUGGUGAAAAUGCUGCUCCCGGGUCCUGGCCUUGGCAGAUCAGCUUUCAGACAAGUGGCAGCCAUUUCUGUGGUGGCAGCCUGAUCAAUCAGAACUGGGUCUUAUCAGCGGCUCACUGUUUCCAAAGCUUUGCUGCAGAUUCUAUCACAAUCUUACUAGGAAUGCAAAGUCUGGAGGGGACUAAUGCUAAUUUGCAGGAAAGAAGCACUAGUAACAUUAUCAUCCACCAAGGGUAUGACCAAACCACCAAGGACAAUGACAUAGCGCUUGUCCAGCUCUCCUCUUCUGUGACAUUCAAUGAUUAUGUCAUGCCGGUGUGCCUCGCAGCAAGCAGCAGUUCUUUUCCCGGUGGUACUAAUGUCUGGGUCACAGGAUGGGGUAGAAUUGGUUCUAGCGUGGAUUUGCCGUCCCCUGGAACUCUGCAGGAGGUGGAGGUGCCGAUUGUCAGUAACAGUUACUGUGCAAACAGAUAUGGAACUGGUUCUAUCACAAACAAUAUGAUGUGUGCUGGCUUUUCUCAGGGAGGAAAAGACUCAUGCCAGGGGGAUUCUGGAGGUCCACUGGUAGUCAAGGUCAAUGGAACAUGGGUUCAGGCUGGGAUUGUGAGCUUUGGUAAUGGUUGUGCUUUACCUAAUUUCCCCGGUGUGUACACCAGAGUGUCUCAGUACCAAGACUGGAUUAACAGCAAGAUCAGCAGCAAUCAACCAGGAUUUGUUAAAGUCACAAAUAGUGGCAAUAGUAGCAAUAGUGGCUUCCCCAACCUCUUGUGUCUGAUCCUUUCUUUCUACAUUAUCCCCUUUCUCCUCUGCAACUUCUACUCUUCAGAAAAUGUGGUCAGGCAUUUUGGGGACAAGUUGACGGAUUUUGAACUGAAAGAGAUCAGGGAAUACUCUGAGCUCUGGUACCUGGGCAAGGCUGAAUCGAAUGGCAACAACAUACAUGUUUCCCCUGAUCAUAUAGCUUACCACUAUGAGGUGUUGGAACUGCUUGGAAAAGGAUCCUUUGGACUGGUUUCUAAGUGUCUGGAUCACAAGACCAAUGAGAUGGUGGCUGUUAAAAUCAUUCAAGACAUGAGAACUUACAGGGAAGAGGUAGAAAUCCUCAAUAGUUUGAGGAAGAAAGACAGAAAUGACAGUUGCAACAUCGUCUUUAUGAAGACCCACUUUUACCUCCGCGGACGUCUUUGUAUCGUCUAUGAGCUCCGUGGGAGACACAAGAUCAUGGACAUCUAUUUGAGGAAAAUUGUGUGUGUUCUAUGUGCUCUGCUCCUUAAUGCUAGAGGCUCACUCUCCCAGCUAGAUGUGUGUGGUCGGCCUCCACUGAACACCAAGAUUGUGGGUGGUGAAAAUGCUGCUCCCGGGUCCUGGCCUUGGCAGAUCAGCUUCCAGACAAGUGGCAGCCAUUUCUGUGGUGGCAGCCUGAUCAAUCAGAACUGGGUCUUAUCAGCUGCUCACUGUUUCCAAAGCUUUGCUGCAGAUUCUAUCACAAUCUUACUAGGAAUGCAAAGUCUGGAGGGGACUAAUGUUAAUUUGCAGGAAAGAAGCACUAGUAACAUUAUCAUCCACCAAGGGUAUGACCAAAACACCAAUGACAAUGACAUUGCGCUGGUCCAGCUCUCCUCUUCUGUGACAUUCAAUGAUUAUGUCAUGCCGGUGUGCCUCGCAGCAAGCAGCAGUUCUUUUCCCGGUGGUACUAAUGUCUGGGUCACAGGAUGGGGUAGAAUUGGUUCUAGCGUGAAUUUGCCGUCCCCUGGAACUCUGCAGGAGGUGGAGGUGCCGAUUGUCAGUAACAGUGACUGUGCAAACGGAUAUGGAACUGGUUCUAUCACAAACAAUAUGAUGUGUGCUGGCUUUUCUCAGGGAGGAAAAGACUCAUGCCAGGGGGAUUCUGGAGGUCCACUGGUAGUCAAGGUCAAUGGAACAUGGGUUCAGGCUGGGAUUGUGAGCUUUGGUAAUGGUUGCGCUUUACCUAAUUUCCCCGGUGUGUACACCAGAGUGUCUCAGUACCAAGACUGGAUUAACAGCAUGAUCAGCAGCAAUCAAGCAGGAUUUGUUAAAGUCACAAAUAGUGGCAAUAGUAGCAAUAGUGGCUUCCCCAACCUCUUGUGUCUGAUCCUUUCUUUCUCCAUUAUCCCCUUUCUCCUCUGCAACUUCUAGUGAUAUCAGUCAAAUUAAACAUCCAAGCGAAACAGAAGGAGCUAAUAUUACUGUAUUUUGUCAAUGCCUUACAAAGAUCCACUCAACUUAACUUUCUACAAAAUAAAAAAAAUCUACAAAACUACAUUUUAAAAAUGCAGUUUAACUGCAUGUGUAACAAAGACACAAAACACCUGUCACGAGUUCCCCUUUAAGCAGUGUGCUGUGGAGCAUGUGAGCGCGCAUGCACGAGCAGGUGCGCGAGCACCUGCUUUUCCCUUGUUGACAAUCGUGACAUUUCGACACGUGCAUCUGUUAUGUUUUGUUAGGUCUCCUCCCUGUUCCGUCAUUGGCUAUGGUGUCACGUGUGUCUGUAUUGCCCUCAGCCGUCAGCCAUUACAAGGCUGAUUAUGUUUGUAUAUAUACCGCUCGCCUCCCAGCACACGGUGCGGAAUAUUAGAUUAGAGUAAAUAUAGAUAGUCAUGGUCAUGGUCAUGGUCAUGGUCAUAGUCAUAGUCAUAGUCAUAGUCAUAGUCAUAGUCAUGCUUCGUUUGUUUAGUUCACGCUGGUUUCUCCGCUCCCAGUUCAUAGUCAUAGCUUAUGUUUCAUGUUUUGUAUCUUGACCCUGUUUUCUGUGACCACGACCUUGAUUCCUGACUAGCCCUGUGUAAGCCUCAUUGCCGAUUGCCUGACCUCUUGCAUGUUUAUGGAUUACGUUUUUUGGAUCACGUUUUGGAUUUUCCUGCUUGUGUCUCUCUACAAUAAAACUGUUUAACCUGCGAUUGCAUCCGUCAUAUCUCCGUUACGUCACGAAACGUGACAACACCAUCUGACUCGUCUGAUCAUUAGUUAGUCUGCAUCCUUGCUGAGGAACCCUUGCUUGUUUCUCCAGUCUGGUGCUCUCUUGCAACCGCUGUCUGCAUUGCUUUCUUCACUGUCCGAAUCAAAGCUCACCACAGGUUUAGUUAAAAUUGUUCUGAAUGACAUGGGAAAGUGGAAGAUCAUCCAGAGAUCUUUGAAUGAUGCUUUCCCACACUCCUGGUAACAAAUGGCUUUUUUUUGUUGUUUUUUUUAAAUCAUCCCUUUAUUGAGGUGUUACAGUUAUUACUUUUCUCAGCCACUGUACUUGAACAAUUCAAAUAGCCUUAUGAAAGCCACUGUAAUAGAGUUCAUAAUGCAAAGCUUUAUGUAACAGAACAAUCAAGCCUAAUGUGAUAAUAUUGUAAAACAAUAUUGUGCCAAGGAGGAGGGAGGGGCCAGGCUGUGAGGAUGCAUGUCGUUAUCUAAUCAGUGUGAGAGAGUGAUAAAGAGCAUCUGGAAGUGCCAAAGGGAAAGAGAGAGACACAUGUGUGCUUUGUGUUUGAGUUAUGUUUGUGUGGUUUAUGUUCUGUUUGAGAUCUUUUUAUUAUUAAACUUUAUGUUGAUGUUCA